Ostertagia ostertagi is the source of this 1083-nucleotide messenger RNA. The record is from the annotation of a GenBank genome assembly. Lineage: Eukaryota; Metazoa; Nematoda; Chromadorea; Rhabditida; Trichostrongylidae.
AUGACGGCCGCUGCCAGGGAUUUUGUUUCACCGCUUACCUUGUCUACGCUGUCAAAAAAUGCCGUGGUUACAGACCUUUCUGAGGCAGGUUCCUGGACGAAUCAUGUAAUGCUGGGCCGUUGGGCAGACCUGAUGCUGAUAGCGCCCCUGAGCUGCAAUACGCUGGCUAAGAUGGCACAUGGUCUUUGCGACAACCUUUUACUGGCCACCUGGCUGUCUGCCACCUGUCCCGUAGCCGUAGCACCCGCUAUGGAUGAUGAUAUGUGGAAACACCCCGCUACCAAAGCCAACCUGGCUGCUAUAGCACAAUAUGGUAUUACGGUAAUUCCUGUUGAGAAAGGUGAACUAGCCAGCGGUUUAUUUGGAGAAGGCCGUAUGGCAGAACCCUCCGCUAUAUUAUCGUUUAUAAGUGAGCGUUUUUUUUUGCCCGCUGAUCUGGCGGGUAAAACCGUUUUGGUAUCUGCCGGUCCUACGCAUGAGCCGCUUGACCCCGUUCGUUUUAUAGGCAAUCAUUCUUCCGGUAAAAUGGGCAUUGCCAUUGCAGAAGAGCUGGCAGGCCGUGGCGCCGUGGUGAACCUGGUACUGGGGCCCACCCAUUUAACAGCACAUCACCCCAAUAUACAUACUCAUAAGGUUGAAACUGCCCAUGAAAUGUACCAGCAGUGUGUAAGAUUUUUUGACAGCGCAGACGCGGCUGUAAUGAGCGCAGCGGUGGCAGAUUACAGGCCGGCUUCGGUAGCCAUGGAGAAAAUUAAAAAAAAUGGCAGUCCACUGGUGCUGGAGCUGGUAAAAACAACAGACAUCCUGCAGUCGCUGGGUGAGCGCAAGAAGACAGGACAAUUGCUGGUAGGUUUUGCACUGGAAACCGCCAACGAAAGAGAAUAUGCGCUGGGCAAGCUGCAAAAAAAGAAUGCAGAUAUGAUUGUGCUCAAUUCGCUCAAUGAUGCAGGUGCCGGUUUUGGGCACGAUACCAACAAAAUAACCAUCUUUGAGAAGGGGGGCAAUGAACUGGUAUUUGAACAGAAAAGCAAACAACAAGUGGCGAAAGAUAUCGUUGAUAGAAUAGUAAAAAUGCUGUCAUGA